AUGACUAAGGGAACUUCGAGCUUUGGCAAGCGCCACACCAAGACCCACGGUCUUUGCAGACGUUGCGGUCGCCGUUCGCUCCACAACCAGAAGAAGGUCUGCGCUUCUUGCGGCUACCCUGCCGCCAAGACCCGCAAGUACAACUGGUCUGAGAAGGCUAAGCGCAGAAAGACCACCGGCACUGGUCGCCUCCGUUACCUCAGCACCGUCUCUCGCAAGUUCAAGAACGGCUUCCAGACCGGUGUCCCCAAGGGCUCCAAGGCUCCCGUCGCUGCUUAA
Messenger RNA from Sordaria macrospora k-hell, 279 nucleotides. RefSeq names its product 60S ribosomal protein eL37. The record is from RefSeq and is a predicted model, not a curated record. Gene Ontology annotation, biological process: translation. Gene Ontology annotation, cellular component: ribosome; cytosolic large ribosomal subunit. Gene Ontology annotation, molecular function: structural constituent of ribosome; RNA binding. Lineage: Eukaryota; Fungi; Ascomycota; Sordariomycetes; Sordariales; Sordariaceae.